Molecule: messenger RNA, 727 nt
Organism: Porites lobata
Lineage: Eukaryota; Metazoa; Cnidaria; Anthozoa; Scleractinia; Poritidae
Source: the annotation of a GenBank genome assembly
UCCCUCGCCAACUCUUCAGGAGCAAAAACCUUUGGUGAGUGGAGUGACCGAUUUCUUCGUCAUGUCACUUCCCAUUUUUCGGACAGUUCUACAAGGGUUGACGUGCUAUUUGACAGAUAUGUCAAGAACUCGAUAAAAGGAGGAACCAGAGACAUGCGCAAGGAGAAAAAGAAUAUGGAACAAUAAAAAAAGAAUACAUGUCUUGAUGCACCCGCAAUGUGGAUAACAGAGAUCGGAGAAUUGGAAACUGGGAAAGGGUUCAUCAUUCUAGAAGAUAACAAGGCUAGCCUAGCUCAUUUCCUCUCGACUGAAAUCUCGGAGAGUUACAGCCCGCCUCCUAGGCGAGAGCGGGUGAUCAAUGGAGGCUUCAAGGAUACACUGAAGGUGUGGUCAUCUGACACAUCACGACAAGAUAUAAGGGAGCUCGCAUCAGAUCAUGAGGAGGCAGAAACUAGAAUAGUACUACACGCCCGAGACGCAGCAGCAAGAGGCUACAAGCAAGUCAACAUUUUGUGUCGUGAUAAGGACGUUCUUGUCCUCCUUUUGGCACACUAAGAGCAGCUUUGCCAAGAGAUAUGGAUGUUUGCAGGUACAUCAAGACCAAGGCGUUUACAUACCAGUUCACAGAAUCCCGCUCUCCGAGGAGAAGAGGAAGUCGCUUCUGGCAUUUCAUGCCAUUACUGGCUGUGAUACGACAAGCCAGUACUAUAGUGUGGGCAAGGCAUAG